This is a messenger RNA of Homarus americanus (American lobster), 8017 nucleotides long. RefSeq lists its product as uncharacterized. Lineage: Eukaryota; Metazoa; Arthropoda; Malacostraca; Decapoda; Nephropidae. The record is from RefSeq and is a predicted model, not a curated record.
UUAGGGAAUCACUCAUAUUCUAGAGAAAUGAAACCACAAAAUAAUCCUAAGUGUAUUAAUGUAGCCAAAAUAUCUGUGUUCUUAUUACUGUAGGGGUUUGGGGGCUUUAUAUGAAGUCCGACAACCAGUGAAGUGACGUAGAGUUCCUUCAUGUUUUCCUCUUUUUUUGGGGGGGAAACGCAUCUUAAUUUGAAGUCUUAUAUCAAAGUUGUUCCUCAUAAGUAUGUGAUAAGGAAGAUAUAAAAUAUAUGCCAACUAUAUUUGAUUUAUUUGGUCUGUGUAGUUGAGGAACACAACAGCUAAAGCUUCCCGUCUGUGUUAGGUUCAUAUUGUGUGUACACAAACCAACAACAGUAGUUUGGACCACAGUUAUUAACAUCAUUAUAAGUGUUGUUAGUUGGAGGAAAUAACACUGUGGGUGGACGUGUACACUAUUUAAUUAGGUCACAAGUGUUAGUGAAGUGUCCCAGUUAAGGUCUGUGUUGUGGUCACACCUUAACAGUAACUGUUUUGAGAAGAAUGGAAAGAGAGAAGGAUGAACAAGAUGGUCUGCCUGACAUAUACCUCAGCCCAUCCCGUCUUCCAGAGCGAGAUAAAGAAGUCACUCGUACAUCCAGUGACACUGAUCAAAAUAUAUGGGAUGAUACAGACAGUGAAACAUGGAUUGCCUUAGUUCCAGAACUGACAACCACACAAGAAUUUCACUCAAAUCAGGAGCGCAGCAUGGAGCAGUGUCGAGGUACUUUUUCUCUUGGGGUGAGAGAAGAAAUUGAAGGUGUCUCCUCUCAGGAUUCUUCUGCUGCAGGGAACAACAUUGUUUUAGAUAGAAAUCCAACUUUGUAUGGAGAGAUGUCAACUACAAAUGAGGUUGACAGACUCCCUGAAGGAAAUAGAGAUACUGGUGGCAGCGUACCUCAGUCUGGAGAGACUGUAGGAAGAAGGAAUGAAUUAGUGCCGGCAAGUGGGGUUUUAGAGUGUUCUGGCCAGAGGGGAGAGACACCAGGCUCUGACUGCCCUCCUGUGGCAGGAACUGGAGCUUUUUCUAGGGCAUUUAGACAACCACUCAAAUUGGACACAAAUUUUCCCGUAACUUCAAAAAGUGAGUUGAUUUUCUCACCAGGUGGAGAUGAAGGCUUCAUGGUGCCUGGUGGUGUUCAUGCUUAUUAUGGCAGUGGCUCUGAUACUGAACCUCUGGAGUGGGCUGAUGGCGGGGAGGGUAGUACUGAAGCUCUGGCUCCAUUUCGUGAUGCUGUAGAAGGAGCUGAUAGUGGCACUCCCUCAAUUCAAGUGUAUCUUGGUAAUGUGACCCCGAGUGGACUACAAGAUAUGGAACGUAAUUCACCUGCCGGGUUGAGCACACCAGAUGCUGAUAUUGAUCUAACAGUUACAGCAGGAAGUAGAUCAAUAAAUAAAAAAUUAAAGAAUAGCAUUAGACCUCCAGUUGUGGGACAGAGUGAAGAACUGCUGGUCCAGGCCUCACGUAAAGAUUUAGGGUCAACUGAUGGUGAAGAAUCAGAAAACGAAAAUCAGAAAAGGAUAACAACAAAAACAACAGCAGAUCCCUACUCUACACCAGAGGCUCAACCUGGUUCCCUUGGUAGUCAGUCAGAGAACACAGACAGUGUAAACACUGUCCUGGAUAUGAGUCGGGGUGAAAUUCAAGGGUGUGAAACAGAUGAUACAAUAGAUACUCCUUUAUUAUCACCCUCACUAGUGUCAGAUUGUUCAACAUUACAGCCAUGUCCCAAGCCAGCUUUUGUAGUAGGGGGACUCAUCAGCCCUCGGGGAAAGUUUAGACAGUUUCAGAACACUGUCAGAGAUAGAAUGCAGGAUGUGAAAGCUUCUCUUGAGCAACAGCCAGGCAUUGAUUCACCAGUUCAUGUUGGCCGUGAUCAAUUCCUCAGUCAGCCACCUUUAUAUCCACCUAUCACUCCUGUUAGUGAGCAAGAAGUAUCAUUAGCAUCCAUGAUAUCUGUAGAAUCAACCAAUCAUCCAGAUUCCUCUGAACGUGUCACUUCUCCAUCGGUCUUAUCAGUUUCUAGUGCAGCUUCUAGCAGGAAGAUGGAGUGGGACUCAGGUGCUGAUGUUGGAUAUUCAGGAAACUUGGCAGGAAGCACUCAGGAGCAUUUAGUAACAUCUUUGAGUACCCUUGAGAGGAUAGCCAUUGGAAAUUAUGCAUCUGUGCUGCGAACUGAACCUGAGGGAACUACACAAGUAAAGGAAAAACAAAAGAUCUCAAAAAAGAAUGGUAAGUCCUUAGGCACAAAGGGAGGAAAUAACUCCAGCACAAGCAGACAGACAGUUACAGAAGGAGUUACUCCAUCACCCUCUCGCUCUCUUCGAGUUCACCAAGCACGAGACAUGGGGAACUUGUCCUCAAGUGAUGAAGACUUUGGUAGUAAAUUAUCAAGUCCAGCACAAAGCCCGAGACGGAAACUGCGAAGGCGUUCAGCACUUACCACCACCAAGGAUAUUGAUUCACCGUCAAAGAGGAUGAGUAAAGGGCACCAGAUACCUAAUAAAAGACUUAGAGAAGUCAUGCAAGAACUUCACAAUGAAGGCAAAUCAAGCAGUCUGGUUGAACUUGCCACAACAUCUUUGAAGGUUCCCCAAUACAGGAGAAGUAGCAGUCAGCAGUCCCUCUCUCUCCUUCAAGGUAUGUCUGAAAGUAAUGUUAAUGCAGAGUCUAGCAUGGGCGUUGCUGCAGGCACUGCCUCAUCAGUCGCAACCACAAUGUAUCAAAAUAACAAGUCAGAGCAUUUUCCAGCAGCCUCCAGUAUUCCUAAUAUUUCCACAAGCACCAGCACUUUAGUUCAGAGCAUGUCACCAAUUCCUCUGGCUGGAGUUUCUGCAAGCUCCAGCACCAAUCUUGGAGGAGAAAUGCUGAACCAACAAGACAGAGAGAAGAAAGAUAAUCAGAAGUUUUUGAAUGAAGAUGCUAGGCAUAGCUCACAGUCAUCCUUACCAUAUGACCGAGAAAAUCAUGCACAUUUCCCUGGAAGAACUUGGACAUCCAGUGGAAAUGAUGUCAGCUCAAAAUCACAUGAUAGCUCUGACAUGGAAACACCUUCAGACAUGAAAGACACUGAUGUUGACAGUUACACCUCUCAUCAGUUUUCUGAUGAAGAACCAGUUAACCUUAAGGCCCGAAAAAACAGUGAAAAUGCUAAAAACCAUGAGAACAUUGCCAAAAAGUGUAGUAGGUCUGGAGGGGAGAGUGUAGACCACAGUAGGUGGAGAGACAACAAUGACAGUAAUAGUUGUUCAAGUUCUCUACAAUUGGCAGCACAGAGAGGCUCACCACAAGAUGCAGAAUCUGUACUGGAGAGUCAGGUAUCACUUCAGUCAUCAAACAAUGCUCUCCAAGCUCUCUCUGUCAAACUUAAAGAACGGAUUCAAGUACUCCUUGAUAAUGGAUCCUUAAAGAAGGUGCAGGACUACAACAAAUUGCAAGAUUACAUUCAGUUCAUUGGAGUACCUUCAACCAAUGAGGAGGAGUGUCGCCUAAAGCAGGGUGUGGCCAGUGUCAUUGUGAGAAUGUUUGGUGAAAUUGGUCUUGAAGACACUGAUACAUCAAACACACUCAACUCUGAAACCUCAGAUUUCUUAACAACAGACUCACAGAUGAGUGAUCAGAGGCCUCACACUACCAGUGAGCAUACUACUGUCAGCCAGGAAGAUUUAGAUGUUCCUCUUACCAAAGGUAUGUUGGAAGCAAAAGAUUCUGGCCAGUCAGGUGGACAGGAGCGCUACAUCACACCGGGGAGCACCAUUAAUGUAGUGCCGUAUCGUCCCCCCUCAGCAACCCGCACGUACUUCAUGGCUGUUUCACAUGAGCACGAUGCAGGAUUGGUGGAGGGGGAGCACACCGUCUCACCCGAUAGAAGGUCUCCUGUGGUGUUGGUUCUUGGGUCAGAACUGGAGGUCUCCCGUGGCCAGGCUGAGGGGCAGAGGGAAGAGGGAAAGGUUUCCACAUCACCUCCAACUCCACCUGUCCACCACCUCCCAGAUGGGGAUAAUGACUCCAACUUUGACUGUAAUUCUGAAGGCUCUAUGAGUCCAGUGGUAGAGGCUGCAGCAACAAAACAGGUGGGCACCACAGCAAAGAACCAGACAGAGGAUGACUUUGAAUCAGCUUCAGUUGCAGCAACUUUACCUCAGGAUUGGGGUGUUAAUCUUCAAGUAGGGAAGAGUCAGGGAACCUCGUCUGCAAUUGCCACGUCUGAUGAGUGUUCCCCUCGACAUGUCAGCCAUCGCUCAACUUGGGAUCGACGGUCAAGUUGGCAUGAUGAAGACUUAGGCGAGGGAUAUAGAGGCUCUGUCAACUGGUGGCCUGCCACAACAAGGUCGGAGAGGUUAUACAAGGAUAAACGAGGCACUCUUCAUGUAGCCAAUCAGCCUCCUGGAUACAUGGAUGACCGUGACAGUCACCCUAGUGAGUCUAUGUCAGACCAUGAGCACCACCACCAUCACAUUAAUGACACAGAGUCUCAGGAAGAUGUAAGAAGAGGGUCAGCAAGGCCGUGGACGAGCUCAGGCUCUGAGAGUGCCUACGAAACAAUCAGGGAACGACACAGACAUGUGGAUGAGGCACUGGCAUCAAGUUUUGAGUUUUACUCCACCUCUCCACGUGAUGCUCGGCUGUUGGGAUAUGUUUCUAGUGAUGCGGGGAGAGAUCAGGGUCAAGAAGAAGAGCAGCAGUUACCAAGAGAAGGCUCCCCAGAACCUGCUCCACCAUCUAGUCCACCCCUGAGUGAGCAACUGGCAGCUAGCAGGCCAGGGCGACCCAAGAGACACCACCUCUUACGAUGGCAACAACAACAACAGCUGGUAGAUAGGCAGAACUCCUCACCCUCCAGUCAGACAGAUGGAAAUGACGUCAGCAGCCAGGUGUCCUUCAUUCAGGUACAGAAGCAACUUUAUGUGCGAAAAAUACAGCGUCACAUCCAUACUCUUGAGAAACUGGAGAGAGCCUUGCUGGAGCAGUUAGGAGAUAGUGUUGGGUCAGAGAACAGCUUCAGGAGACAUGUGACAGAAGGCCGCUCGCACACAGAGUCAGACACGAAUGGCAAAUCUCAAACACGAGACAUUCUGGGUCAGUCAGAAACAGCAACGAGCAGCAUUAUAUCCAGUGCCUAUAGUGAUGAGACAACACAGAAGCAGCCUUACCAGUUCUGUCGAAAGGGACGAGUUUCUAAGAAUAAAGUGAUUGAAAGUAAGCCAGUGGGUCAAGAAAGUCCUUCUCUGUCUAUUGAGAGCAUCAAGUCAACAACAGGACAUUCAUUAAUGGGUCAAUCACACACACCAUCUCCAAGAGUUACACUGAGUCAGUUGAGUUCAGAUUUAACCAAUUCCCAAACUUCAACCCUGAAGCAAAUAGAGGAAGAGGUCAGGAAGUUGGCAGUGACUGAAGAGAAGUCACGAAACAUAAUGAAGAAUUCAAGGUUACGUCCCCAGGCACCAUCAAGAGGAGAACAAAAUUUUCAGGAUGCCAUCAUGAAAAUGCGUCGGGAAGAGCCCCGGGGAGAAGAGGAUCCUGUUCAAUCUCAGCUUGCCAAUAGAAGGAGUAUAUCUGAUAAUAAUUUGGACAGCAAUUUAUUAGUAAAGGGUAGGAUAUCAAAAGAAUAUACAAUGUUGGAUAACAAGGGAAUACCAAGCAAUAGGAAUUCAAAUAGGCAGCUGACUCAAGCAUUUGUUAUAUCCGAGGAAGAACUUACUGACAGGGCCAUCUCUGACAGUCAGAUAUCAAGACAGGGUGAUGGACGAGAGGCAAGAGACAGAAAUCAAGCCAUUAAAGUUUCUUCUUUGGUACCAAAGGGGGAUGAUGCCAGGACUUCUUCUCCUCAGCCUCCUCCAGGAAGAGAUAGAAAUGGACAAAGGCAAAAAGACCCAUUAAGAAUUAAACUAUCCAAAGAUUUUGGUCAAAUGUUUCCAAGCACAGAAAAUGUUUUGUAUAGUGAGGGUGAAGGCAAAUCAGAGAGUGAUCUUUUUGGUCACAGUAUUGGUGUACAAACUGGUGAUUCAUUAUUAUAUUUAGAUAGAAGUGCAAGGAAAUCAAAGGUAAGCUGUUCUUCCUUACCAAGUUCUGCUACUGUCAGUGAGAGAAAUUAUGUAAGUGUGAGUAGUGCUUUAUCUAGAACCAAAAGGACUUCAAGGCCAGGGUCAGGUAGAGAUAAAGAUAUGGAUAAACCUUCAGAGGUUAUGUCAAGCAGAAACAAUUAUGUAACAACCAGUAAGCAAAGCAAGAAGCAAUCACCAAGACCAGGCUCAGGAAAGGAUGGAAAUAGAUCCUCUAGAAAACUGAUUGACAAGCCUACUGCAUCAGAUAACAAACAAUUUGACGGAAAAAAUAGUGGCUCUUCUUGGGCAAAUGUUAGAAAAAAGGAAAGAGGUCACAGAAGGGGCAUUGAAACCACAACUAAACCAAAGACAGAAAGGAAUAGAAGGAAUCCAACAAAAGGUCAUCAAAGUGCCUCUUCAUCAAGAGUAGGGUCUGCAAGAGAUGAAAAGAGGCAUCCAAGGGAGCACAAACCAGGGACAUCACCCAGACCAGGCUCGGGAAGAUAUGAAAAUAGGUAUAAAAGAGACGAAAGAGCUGUAGUCUCUUCUAGGUCGGGGUCAAUGAGACAUGUAAAAGAAGGCAGAAGUGUGACAUCAUCAAUGCCAAGGUCGGCAAGAAGUGUAAACAGUGUCACUGAGGAAUUUGAAACACAAUCAUCAUCUAAUUCAGGAUCUACAAGUGAAAAUAAAUUGAUGGGUAAUGAUGGAGAUGAAGAUUCCUCAAGACCAGAGUCAGCAAGAAGUGAAUAUCAUUUCUCUAGUGAAAGUACAUCAUCACAGGAAGAGUCUGCAAGAAACAGAACAGGGUACAUUGAUGGGUGUAGCAGUGAAUCUGCAUCCAAAACAAUUCCUGUAAAAGAGCAUCAAUAUACUGGCAGUGCUAGAACAGUCCUGACUCCAAGACAACAUGAUGAUGGUGAUGAAUGGCAUGCUCAAAAUCAGGUAACUCACCAUUCAUCAAGGCCUGAGUCACAAGGUGAAGGACACAGACUUACUACAGAUCAAGGAAGCAUUAUGUCACCAGUAAAUGAACAUACUGGAGAGAGAGCCAUAGAGAGCACACAAUUAGAACACAACGGACCACCAGUGUUCAUAAUAUCUCCUGGUUCUUACAGUGAAGGAGUUGGAAAGCAGAUAAAAUUGACAUCCAAAUCUAUCUCAGGAAGUCUCAGGAAAUUUAAUAGAGUUAACAAGAUACUUGAACCACCCAUUGGUACAUCAUCGGCUCGGAGUGAAGGUUCAGAUACCCUGAGAAACGAUAAUAAAAAUCAGGCAACAUAUGUAUACGACAGUCAAAAACCCUUAGAUAAUAGUAAUAGCAUUGGCGACUUAAGAUCUGAAACUGAGAUGCCUAGAAGAAAGAACAAAGCAAUGAUAGAAACUGGUUGUGGAAAAACUAAUGACAGGCAAAGAAUGAUUGAUAAACUCUACAAAAACCCUGUAAGGUUUGAUGUGCAUCAUAACAACAAGGAAAAUUUCCAUCAUAUGCAGCCAAAGAAGAAGAAAAAUUAUGCAAACAUCACUGGGUUCAAAGGGCAGCUGGAAAACUCAAAGGAAACUUUAACUCUUCAGCGACUGAGGAAGAAGGUGAUCAGUGGUCAAGUGUCCCACGCACACAAGGAGAUUGUAACGCCACUUGUGUCUCGAGUGCGAUACAGGGAUUAAAAUCAGAUUGUUUCCUCAGUAAUUUCUAGAAUUGACAAAAGAGCCAUGUGAACAUUUUUGGAGCAGUGAGUACAGUAAUCCCGUGUUUUUUGCGGGAAUUAUGUUCCUGAAACCCCUGUGAAAAGCCCAAACCGCGAAUUCUCUUUUAGGUAUCACUGUACCUAUGGCCACUAAACAGCUCAGGUAGGUCAUGCACUUAACCACGCCAUGCUCUUCACUCACGGCCCAGUGGUCACACUGAUCACUGACGCACUGUACCGGCAUUUACUAAUAUCAUUAUUUGAAACUAAUC